CAACAUUUCAACAACACGAAGAGAACAAGUUGUUUGUUAAAAACAAUUCAAAGCAUCAAAAUAUAAUGUCGAAUAAGGUGCAAAUCUCACUACCCGAAGAGGACUUGGAUUGGAUCCAAUUACGUCAAGAUCUGGGACCACAUGUGGAAAUAGAGACAACCAAGGAGAAACUCCAGCGCAAAAUUAAAGAGAAUCCCCUAGUGCCGAUUGGAUGCUUGGCCACCACAGCGGCUCUAACCAUGGGUCUCUACAAUUUUCGCACUGGCAAUCGCAAAAUGUCGCAAUUAAUGAUGCGUACUCGUAUUGCGGCACAAGGAUUCACCGUAUUGGCGUUGGUGGUCGGUGUUGUCAUGACGUAUGGCGAAAAGAAGUGAAAAACUAAUAAUAAUACAUAAAUAUCUAGGAUAAAUGCAAAGUCAAAAAUCGUGUUGUUAUUUUAUGUAGUAUAUAGAAUGUACAGCUCCUUCAAAAAUAGAUUUUUUUUCAACAAAAAGUGUGUACAAGAUGUGUACCUAAACCAUA
Molecule: messenger RNA, 522 nt
Organism: Drosophila willistoni
Lineage: Eukaryota; Metazoa; Arthropoda; Insecta; Diptera; Drosophilidae
Product: HIG1 domain family member 2A, mitochondrial
Exons: 2
Coding region: 66-374 (102 amino acids)
Biological process (GO): mitochondrial respirasome assembly
Cellular component (GO): mitochondrion
Source: RefSeq, a predicted model, not a curated record